CAACUGUUCGUUUUCGACAUUCAAUAACGAACAAUAUUGUUAUGCACGUUACUACAAUAACAUUUUACAAUGUGAUUAAUCCACAGCCGAAUAACGAAGAGAAAUGUACAAGUUAAACAUUUUAAUAUCUUUUUACUGUUUUGCAAGUGUUGCCGUUUUUGCUGACACAUCAGUAGUAGAUUAUUCCUCCUGCAUAAUUCAUGAACCUGUUUUUAAAUUUUUUAAAUACAAUUUUACAAGCCUUUCGGAUCCAACAAAAGAUAUUAUUUUACAUCAUGAUUAUCCAAAUGAAACUUUAAGAAUACAUUUAUGCACUCCAUUAAAGAAAAAAUGCAAUGGGAAGGAUGGAUAUGGAAUUUGUUUGAUACGAAACAAGCAAGAAAUAGGAAUAGGAAAGUUUCCUCCAAAAGUAGAACAAGAAAAUGGAAAACUACUGUUUGUAUUUACAGGAGAUGAUUGUACAUCAGAAGCUAAAUAUAUUACAAAUAUUUUUAUGAAAUGUGAUUACAAAGCUGGACAUAAUUCGCUUCCUGUAUUAUUUCCUUACACAAUAAAUCAAUGUAAUAUAUCCAUGGUGUGGAGUAAUGCUCUGGCUUGUGGUCCACCAACUGCACGAAAUUGUACAGUAACAGAUAAUGGUUUACAUUAUGAUUUAUCUCCAUUAACGAAGUAUUCAGAAAAUUAUGUUAUUCGUACGGGUCUGUCAAGAAAUUCAACAAAAAUAAUAUUAAAUGUUUGUCACUCUGUGAUAUUUGAAUACAAUGCCUUAUGUCAAAUGCAAUCAGGAGCCUGCUUACAGAAAAAAUCUGGAGACUCAAAACUCCAAUAUGUAAAUUUGGGUGAUGUAGCAGAACCACCAGUUUUGAAAGAUGGAAAAUUAAAACUUGAAUAUCAGAAUGGGGAUAUGUGUAAAGUGAGAAACGUUACAGUGCCACAUAUUAGAACUACAAUUUCUUUUAUAUGCGAUUUUGAAGCUAUGGACACACUCCCAGAAUAUGUUAGAGGAAGCGAAGAAUGCCAUUAUCAAAUAAUAUGGAAAACAGUAGCAGCUUGCAGCGUAGAAUCUUUGCGUAAUCAUAGCGCAGCAACUGCUGGCAGAUGUACAGUGACCAAUCCUCUUACAAAUUUUACGUAUAAUUUACAAUCCUUGAUGAAGGAAGAUUUCAAUACCACAGCACAAAAUGGCAUACAAUAUAAGUUUGGAGUAUGUAAAUCACCAGCUGAUACGACAUGUGCAUCAAAAACAGGAGUAUGUUCUACCAACAAUAGUAUGUCUAUGGGAAAAUUUAACACAAAUUUAAUGUGGCAAGAAGGUGGACCAUAUUUAAAUUAUACAGAUGGAGAUCUUUGUAAAAAUGGACAACACCACUAUACAGUUAUUGCGUUUGUGUGUGGAGCAGAAGGAGCUCCCACUGAACCAUUUGUAAUGGAGCAAAAUCCCUGUCAGUUGAUUAUACAUUGGAGCAUGGACUUAGUUUGUGAAAAAAGGAUAAAGUGUGCCACAAUGGACGAUGAAAUAAGCUUAAGUUCCCUGAUUAAAUCUAAUAGUAACCAUAUUGUGAAAGUCAACGAAACAGAAUUUCAUAUAAAUAUAUGCAGACCACUGGUGUCUGUGCGAAGUUUAACGUGUGCGCACGGCAGCGCAAUCUGCAAAGCUACUUUAAAUUCAAAAAAUGAAUAUGUAAAUGAAGUUAGUUUAGGGUUUCCAAAAGAAAGUCCUAUAUUGGAUACUAAUCGUAAUACAGUGUUACGCUAUGUAGAUGGAUCACCCUGUCCUGAAGAUCCUACUAAAUUAAUUUCUUCAAAUAUUACAUUUCCGUGUAAUUAUAAUGAUAAGGGAUCUCCAGAAUUUAAAGAAUACAAAGAUUGUACUUACAUUUUCGAAUGGAAAACUAGUAUAACAUGCGGAGCUGUAAUGGGAGACUGGACUUCCCCUUGCAUUGUUAAAGAUCAAUUACUUUCACACGAAUGUGAUCUAUCCUUGUUGCAUAAAAAUCAACAAAUAUACCAUGUGAAAAACAAACAAGGGAAAUACUACAGUUUAAGUAUAUGUGGAGGUGGAAAAUUCUGUAAUGGUUCGGCUGUGUGCCAAGGCAGCAAUGGUUAUGGAUCAUUGGCCAAUGUUAUCUUUGAGUAUGGCAGAAAUGUUAUAAAACUUAAAUAUUCCAAUGGUGAUAAAUGUGUAAAUAAUUCUUAUACAUCUGAAGUGAGAUUUAUAUGCAACGAGUCCAUGGGGAUUGGUGAACCAAACGUGUUAUGGGAAUCACAAUGCAGCGUGGAAUUCGAGUGGCAAACGAAUAUUACUUGCACUUGUAAAUCGAGCACCGAAAGGCCUACUGCUCCACCAGAUACGCACCAAGGCGUUCAAGAGUUCUCUACUAGUCAUACUGGUACGGUGGCAGGCAUCAUACUAAGCGUUAUCGCCCUGGUUGCAGCACUGCUUUAUUUCCGAGAUCCGGAUAAGAGAGUGUGUCUGCGGUCCUGUUUACACCCAUUUUCUUCGAGACGAAGCAGUGGACGCGUUCAGUACUGCAGGGUCAACACUACAGAGGAAGCUCGACUUUUGCUCGACGUGGAUCCCACCCAGUGUCAAACGGAUAGUGACGAUGAUCUUUUGAAUGCGUAGUCACAUCUAAUUGUUGUCUUUUUACAUUCUACUUUACCUAUAAGUUUCGAAUUACGUAAAAAGAAACCUCGAUCGAACAAAAAGUAGGUAUUUCCAUGUAAAAAGCCUGUCUCUUUAAUACCAUCGUUUAAAUCGAUUCACAAUUAAUUCAA
Molecule: messenger RNA, 2778 nt
Organism: Dufourea novaeangliae
Lineage: Eukaryota; Metazoa; Arthropoda; Insecta; Hymenoptera; Halictidae
Gene: Lerp
Product: cation-independent mannose-6-phosphate receptor
Exons: 16
Coding region: 104-2626 (840 amino acids)
Biological process (GO): lysosomal transport
Cellular component (GO): trans-Golgi network
Molecular function (GO): D-mannose binding; signaling receptor activity
Source: RefSeq, a predicted model, not a curated record